AGAAGCAAGGAUGUGGUUCCUUUUGAUACGCAGAAUCAUCAUCAUCAAAAUCUUCUUUAUCUUCUUCUCUUCCCUCCUAUAUCACUUACUCCUCAACUUGAACACCAACCAAAACUGUUUCUCCUUUUUUUUUGCUCUCAACUGUCGCUCCAUUUGUCUUCUAGACCAAGAAAAGAAACACAGGUUUCUUUUGUAAGUUCCUCUGAUAUCCAAGAUGAAGAUACAGUGUGAUGUAUGUGAGAAAGCUCCUGCUACACUGAUAUGUUGUGCAGAUGAGGCUGCUUUGUGCGCUAGUUGCGACGUUGAGGUCCACGCUGCCAAUAAGCUCGCUAGCAAACACCAGCGCCUUUUUCUUGACUCUCUCUCCACCAAGUUCCCUCCUUGCGACAUCUGCCUUGAGAAGGCAGCUUUCAUAUUCUGUGUUGAGGAUAGAGCUCUGCUCUGCAGAGACUGCGAUGAGGCCACCCAUGCGCCUAACACUCGCUCUGCUAAUCACCAGAGGUUCUUAGCUACUGGAAUCCGAGUCGCUCUGAGUUCCAAAAGUUGCAGCAAAGAAGUGGAGAUGAAUCAUUUCGACCCACCUAACCAGCAGAAUGCAAAGCAGAUUCUCUCUAAACCACCAGCUCAACCGUCUGUUCCGUCUCCUCCAUGGGAUGGCGAUGAGUUCUUCCGCUACUCUGAUCUUGAGUGCAGUAGUAACAAGAAAGAGCAGCUCGAUCUUGGUGAACUGGACUGGCUUGCAGAGAUGGGUUUCAUUGGGGACCAGCCUGAUGAUCAAGAAGCUCUACCGGCAGCUGAAGUUCCCGAGAUUUCGGUUUCACAUCUGGCUCAUGUUCAUUCCUACAAUAGACCCGUGAAGUCCACCAAUGUUUCCAACAAGAAGCCGAGGCUUGAGAUUCGGUAUGAUGAUGAUGAUGAGCACUCCCUUGUCCCUGACCUUGGCUAAGCUAUGGAUUAAACUAUAUAUAUAGCAUUUGGUUCGUAUAUGUAUGUACCUACCUACACACACACAUCUCUUGCUCUUGCGCUUGCAUUGCUUAAACUUGGAAUAAAAAGCUCUUAUUAUUAGCAA
Messenger RNA from Raphanus sativus (radish), 1072 nucleotides. RefSeq names its product B-box zinc finger protein 25. The coding region runs from base 215 to 946 and encodes 243 amino acids. Gene Ontology annotation, biological process: photomorphogenesis; regulation of DNA-templated transcription. The record is from RefSeq and is a predicted model, not a curated record. Gene Ontology annotation, cellular component: nucleus. Lineage: Eukaryota; Viridiplantae; Streptophyta; Magnoliopsida; Brassicales; Brassicaceae. Gene Ontology annotation, molecular function: zinc ion binding. The transcript is spliced from 3 exons.